Messenger RNA from Alexandromys fortis (reed vole), 2205 nucleotides. It is a transcript of the gene Ccdc9, whose product is annotated as coiled-coil domain containing 9. The transcript is spliced from 14 exons. The coding region runs from base 415 to 2190 and encodes 591 amino acids. Lineage: Eukaryota; Metazoa; Chordata; Mammalia; Rodentia; Cricetidae. The record is from RefSeq and is a predicted model, not a curated record.
GUGUCAGUCUUAUGGGAGCCAGGGAUCAAAGUUCUCGGAGAGUUGGAACUGCUUUUCACUAGGUUUUAUUUACUUUGUGCAUGUAUGUGUGAUCACACGGAGGUCAGAGCACAACUGGUGGGAAUCUAUUCUCUCCUUCCAUUUUAUGGAUCCUGGGAAUUGACCUCAGAUUCUCAGGCUUGGCGGCAAGCACUUUUAUCCCCCAAGCCAUCCUGCUGGCCCUCUAGAAGUUACUUUUGCUGUUUGUAGCCGACCUUCUGAGAUCCCGAUCCUGGCUAAAAUUAUAGGCUAUGGAACCUGGACUGACAUCUUUGUUUGGAGGAAUUAGUAUUAGGUAGAAGGGUGGAGCCAGACUUUUCCCAAGGACCCCCAAGUGGUGCAUCCCUUUUCUGUGAGAAGAUCACAGCUGAUGAGAUGGCUACCACACUAGAUUUGAAGUCAAAGGAGGAGAAAGACGCUGAGUUAGACAAGAGGAUCGAGGCUCUGCGUCGGAAGAAUGAGGCUCUCAUCCGGCGCUACCAGGAGAUCGAGGAAGACCGGAAAAAUGCUGAAUCGGAGGGUGUGGCGGUGACAGCUCCCCGGAAAAGCCGUUCCAUGGAGAAGGAGAAUGUGGCAGUAGAGGAGAAGAGCCUGGGUCCCUCUCGGAGGACUCCUGGGACCCCCAGACCCUCAGGAGCCAACAGAGGGGGCCGGACCCACCCCCAGCAGGGAGGCCGGGCAGGAGUAAGCCGGGCAUCCCGAGGCUGGGAGAAUGGUGCUGGGGAACAGCUUCGAGGAGGAACUGGAGGCCGGGGCCAGAGAGGCCGGGGCCGGGGAUCCCCUCAUCUCCUAGGGGAUAGCUCAACCUCUGAUCGCAAGUCCAAGGAGUGGGAGGAGCGGCGCAGGCAGAACAUUGAGAAGAUGAAUGAGGAGAUGGAGAAGAUUGCUGAGUACGAGCGCAACCAGCGGGAAGGAGUACUGGAGCCCAACCCAGUACGCAACUUCCUGGAUGAUCCCCGGCGUCGGGCUGGACCCCUGGAGGAACCUGAGAGGGAUCGCCGGGAGGGCAGCCGCCGGCACGGCCGCAACUGGGGAGGUUCUGACUUCGACAGGGUACGCUCUGGCUUGGAGCAUGAGAGACAGGGCCGCAGGGCUGGCCUGGGCUGUGGGGGCGACAUGACAAUGUCCAUGACGGGCCGAGAGCGGUCAGAUUACCUGCGCUGGAAGCAGGAGAGGGAGAAGAUCGACCAAGAGCGCCUGCAGCGACACCGCAAGCCGACUGGGCAGUGGCGGCGGGAAUGGGAUGCCGAGAAGACCGAUGGCAUGUUCAAGGAUGAGCCAGCUCCUACCCACGAACUGUCCCACCGCUAUGAUGACCAAACUUGGGCAAGGCCCCCUAAGCCCCCCACUUUUGGAGAGUUCCUUUCUCAGCACAAAGCAGAAGUCAAGAGCCGCAGGAGGAGAAAGAACAGCCGACCCCAGGCCAAGGUGGCCCCUCAUGCCUAUAGUGACCAUGAUAAUCGCUGGGAGACAAAAGAGGAAGCUGUGUCCUCAGCCCCUGAGUCCUCUCAAUCCUUGUCCGUGGAGGAGGCACCCACACGGCAGCCUCCGGAGACCCCAGCCCCAGCCCACCGGCCUCCUGAGGAGGAUGGUGAGGAAGAUGAGGGGGAAGAGGAGGGAGAAGAGGAGAGGGAAGAUGAUGAUGAGGAUGAAGAAUGGGAGGACGUGAGUGAAGAUAUCACGGAGGAGGAGGAGGACGACGAGGAGGAAGAAGAGGAGUUUGAGGAGGAGGAGGAAGAGUGUCCUAAGGAGCAGGAGGCCCCAGCUGUUCCAGAUCACCAGCCUGGAGAGGCUGAGCCAGCUCGGAAGCCCACCUGUGAGCAGGCGGACCCUGCACCUGCCAGGCCCCAGGAGUCAUUGUCCCCAGUCCCUGUUGAACCUCCCAGCCCCUUGUCGCCCACCGGGGACCACCAGCCCGUGUCCGACUGGGGAGGUGACCAGCCAGCCCUUGCCUCCUUGGAGAGUGGGCCAACCUUAACAAGAGCCCCGAAGUCUGAAGAAGAGGGGCCUGAGGCAUCUCCAGGUGGGGUGCAUGAAGCUGGUGGAGAGGUAGGCCCCGAGGGCCAGGAGACAGCGGAGAUCACAGACUUCCAGAGGGUGCGUUUCUGCAAGGUGGUGGCGGCCACUCCGCCGCCGGGGGCUGCCCGCUGACAGCGCCAGCAAACA